Messenger RNA from Ascochyta rabiei, 717 nucleotides. RefSeq lists its product as uncharacterized. The transcript has a single exon. NCBI's taxonomy places the organism in Eukaryota, Fungi, Ascomycota, Dothideomycetes, Pleosporales, Didymellaceae. The coding region runs from base 1 to 717 and encodes 238 amino acids. The record is from RefSeq and is a predicted model, not a curated record.
AUGGCACAGCUAUCCUUCAUCCACACCGACCUCAAUGACUUGUUCCUACGCGCCUUCAAAGAAUGCGCCACCAGCAUCGUUAACAACCUGUCGACCGACGCCAACGAUCCCGCGACGACAGCAGCCAUACAGACAAUCGUCGCUCAGCUCAACUACGACUACAGCCGCCUUGCAUUUGUCGUAGACAAUGUCCAAGGGCGCAUCUACCGCGACCCAGCAUGGGUGGACGCGGCGGUGGCAGCCCUUGACCUCAUCGCCAUGUCCGUCGACCCAGCAUUCAGGCAUCCGGUUUUGCAGAUCAGAGGGCCAUUGCUUGUGCAGUAUCAGCUGAUGAAGGUCUUGCAAGCACGGUUCACUGAGAUGAUGGCAAUCGGUGCUUGGAGUCGCGGGUUUAUCCUCUUUAUCGGGCGGCUGGGUGCUACAAGGGACAGUAUUGGGAGCCUCACACCGGGGAUUGCUCUGCACAUACUUACGAGCAUGAUUGACGCGAGCCAGCUGUUUGGUGGGCAGAAUCUUGAUAUGCUUCUUGGGUUUGUAAUCGCUGUUGGACCGCUCUUGGAUAUGCAAGCCUUGGAUGUCGUGGACCGGUUUGGCGAGAAACUACGAUUGUUGCAGGAGCGUGCGAAACGUAGGGACACCAUGACAGGUUUGUCGGUGUUUGGCCUGUUGAAACUGCGAGAGUCAGGCUGGGGAGUGGGAGGGACCGAUGUCUCGUAG